AUCCCGGUUUUACACCUGGCCAGCUCUCUGCUCUUCCUCGAAGCGACACACCGGCGGACGGCGGGGGCUCCCUCCCGGCGACAGCGACGGUCGAGCUCAGCCCAGCCUAUCAUACGGGCCUUGUUCUCAGCAGCCACAGACGUUCCCUAAGAAAACAGGCAAGCCCGCCAAGAAAUUGAUCGAGGACCGGGGUCGCGAAGGGAAACGGGGCGAGCGGUCGAUCGGGAUGGAGGCUGCGGUGCGGAAGAUGCAGCAGCGGGUGAGGAAGGCACGGGAGGAGACGGAGCGAUGGGAUGACCUCAACUCCCGCCUCCUGUCCCAGUUCUCCAAUGCCGCCGCCAUCAUCACCCGCCUUCCGGUACUUGGAGAUGCUAAAAAUUAUGGUGUCCUGCGGUGUGUGCCCAACUUCAGGGAGGAUCUCUUGGGGGUGCAGAUGGAGAGCCUGGAGCUCAUAUUUGUUUCAAUGAGGGAGGCUCUGGAGGAGUUCAGUGGCAUUGCCAAAGGUUUGAGCAAGGUACUGCAUGAUACUAAUCAGAUGGUGAGGGGUGGAUUGGCACUCACUGCGAAACAGUUGCAGUUACAAGUGGGAAUUUUGCCAACUAUUGCGGAUUGCUUGGGUGGGCUACAAACGCUGUCUGACAUGCACCAGGCUGAGUAUGCGCUAAAAUCAUCAAUCAUCUCUUUGUUGACAUGGAAAAGCAGUUCAAGUGAUAUCGCUGCAAUGCGUCAACUCUUGGUAGACCAACCAAACAUACCGAAAGAUGAAGUGCAAUCUGUCUUCGACAUUAUAUUUGCAGAUGAAAUUUGCUAAGUUGAGCAUGCAUCCUACUAUCGGGAGUCCUAUUGCCAAGACAUGUUGAAGCAACUGUAUUUUGAUCUACUCCCUCCGUUCAUAAAUAUAAGAUUUAUGUUUUUUUUGUGAAUCAGAUAUAUAUAAACACAUUUUAGUGUCUGUGUUCACUCAUUUCAGUUUGUAUGUAGUCCAUAUUGAAAUAUCCAAAACAUCAUA
Aegilops tauschii subsp. strangulata is the source of this 1009-nucleotide messenger RNA. RefSeq lists its product as uncharacterized. The record is from RefSeq and is a predicted model, not a curated record. Lineage: Eukaryota; Viridiplantae; Streptophyta; Magnoliopsida; Poales; Poaceae.